Galeopterus variegatus (Sunda flying lemur) is the source of this 682-nucleotide messenger RNA. Its product is annotated as polypeptide N-acetylgalactosaminyltransferase 18-like. The record is from RefSeq and is a predicted model, not a curated record. Bases 62 to 403 code for a protein of 113 amino acids. NCBI's taxonomy places the organism in Eukaryota, Metazoa, Chordata, Mammalia, Dermoptera, Cynocephalidae. The transcript has 3 exons.
GAAUUCUCUGAAGACCGAUUUGUGUCUUGAUCAAGGGCCAGAUACAGAGAAUGUUCCCAUCAUGUACAUCUGCCAUGGGAUGACACCCCAGAACGUGUACUACACGAGCAGUCAGCAGAUCCACGUGGGCGUCCUGAGCCCCACGGUUGAUGACGACGACAACCGAUGCCUGGUGGACGUCAACAGCCGGCCACGGCUCAUCGAGUGCGGUUAUGCCAAAGCCAAGAGGAUGAAGCUUCACUGGCAGUUCUCCCAGGGAGGCUCCAUCCAGAACCGCAAGUCCAAGCGCUGCCUGGAGCUGCAGGAGAACAGCGACAUGGAGUUCGGCUUCCAGCUGGUGCUGCAGAAGUGCUCGGGCCAGCACUGGAGCAUCACCAACGUCCUGAGGAGCCUGGAGUCCUGACCCCGCCCAAGCCACUGCCGGCCCACCCCUUUGCUACUGUGUAGCACCUGCCGAAACGUUGCCUGCUGUCUGUGUGGGGUUGUUUGGAGUCUGGGGGAACCAGGUUCAUGAGCCCCCAAAAAGAGCUUUUUAUUUCCUAUUCAAUUUUCAUGGAGUUUAUAGAAAGAUGCUGAAUGGUGGAUGAGGGUGUAAUAUCAUAAACUAUUUUGCAACUGUAAAUAGGGGACAAAUGGAAAAUAUUUAUAACUGAUAAUAAAAUACAAUUGAUUAAGAAAAGAA